Messenger RNA from Exophiala mesophila, 945 nucleotides. RefSeq lists its product as uncharacterized. Gene Ontology annotation, biological process: glutathione metabolic process. The record is from RefSeq and is a predicted model, not a curated record. NCBI's taxonomy places the organism in Eukaryota, Fungi, Ascomycota, Eurotiomycetes, Chaetothyriales, Herpotrichiellaceae. Bases 227 to 907 code for a protein of 226 amino acids. The transcript has 3 exons. Gene Ontology annotation, molecular function: glutathione transferase activity; glutathione peroxidase activity. Gene Ontology annotation, cellular component: peroxisome; mitochondrion.
GUGAUGGCUAUCUAGACUCUUUAUUGAGGAUAUUCAAAAUAUUGAUUCUGGUUUGUUGAAUAAGGCGCCAUCCGUGCAUCUGUGUAUUGUCAAGCGUCUUCUUUCGUUGCAUUCCUUCUACGUGUGUCACGCAUUCUGCGGGAAGCAACAACCUUAGCAGACAACCGAGAGCACAAUACACAAUCAGACCGUCAACGCCAACAACUACAUCUCCGGCUUAUUCGAGAUGGGGGGCAAGAUUGAUGGGUAUUUCGAUUGCACCUCGCCAUAUAGUUAUUUCGCCUUUGUCUACUUGAGAAAACAUCGAGAACUGUUAAGACAGUAUGGAGUUGAAUUCGAAAUCCACCCCGUCUUCCUCGGCGGCAUCAACGUCGGAUCCGGCAACAAACCGCCAUGGACGCUUCCCGCGAAAGCCACACUCGGCACGUACGAGCUCAAACGAGCCAUCAAAUACUUCCAAACCGAGCAACUCAGCCCUGCUCCAUUCUUCCCCAUCUUAUCCGUCGUGCCACAACGGGCCAUGAUCGCCGUCAAGGACCGCCACUCAAACGAAAAAUUCGAACAGGUGUUUCUCGAAACCUGGCGAUAUAGCUUCGUCACUCACGUCAACAUCGAAAAGCCCGAGGGUUUGGCUGAUUUGUUGUCCAAGUUUCUCGACGAGGCUGAGGUUAAGGAGAUUUUGCGUCUGGUUAAGACGCAGGAGUACAAGGAUAAAUUGACGGCGAAAACGAAUGAGGCUUUGAAACAGGGUGCUUUUGGAGCGCCGUGGUUUAAGGUGACGAAUUCCAAGGGGGAGGUGGAGCCGUUCUUUGGGAGUGAUCGGUUUCAUUUCAUGUGGGAAUUUCUGGGGGUUGAGCAUGAGGAUCUGAAGAUCGUGGAUAAGAGGGAGGGGAAGGCGAAGUUGUAGGAUGAUGCUAGGAACUUAGGUAGUCGGGCGAAAAAUGC